AUGAUUUAAAAUGUUUAACUUGUGGUACAUGCCCUACUUAGGGAGAAACAAUUCCACGAAUUCGCGUAACAAAAUGGCGAAACAUUUGAAAUUUUGCGGCAAAGAGUAACCUUGUAAUUUUAUUUACCAUACGCAUAAUCCCUUAUAUUAAUCUUUUGAGUAUAAACCAUAAUAAGAUAACACAUUUUCCUUAGAUAAACAGUUUUAAUUAAACCUUAUUUUCAUUUUAUGUGUGUAUUAGAAUUCCUCAUGGUCCAGACUAGGUGGCUUUUUGGUCUGUAAAAUAAUCACUAUUUCGUGGUAGAUAUUGGGCGACGACUAUCAGGGGGAGACAAAAUAUGUUAAGAUAGUUGAUCAUGAGAUUUAUAGAAGACAUUUUACGGAUAUAGAGUGUAUUAUUUAGGCAAAGAAAAUGCCGCGAAAACAAAAAUCUCAGAAAGCAUUAUCGACCAAUACUGAAGAAAGUAAAAGAAUUGAAAAGACAAAUGAAUCAGAAAAUUUGCCAGAUGCUGAAAAUGAUGUAAAAGAGAACGAUACAGCUAGUGAUAGUGACAAUGAAGAGGGGGGAACUACACCAAAGAAAACGGAGAAUCUACAAACAAUACCAAACAUAUGCAAGGAAUCUGUAGAGAAUAAAAAUGUCAAGGAGCAAAAAGCAGAAGAAAAUCAAAAGACCGGCUCUGCCCUAACAGCUGUAGCUGUUGUAGGUGCGGUAAUUUGUUGUGUUUUUGCUGUUGGGUACAUAACUCUCGGAAAUCCAAUUUCACGAAAUCAUAGUUAUCGGAGUGAAGAAGAGUUCAACGAGCAAAUCAAGGCAAUUAGAAAUAAUUUUACCAAUCAAGAUGAAUUUUAUUGGAGGUUUCUAACCAACAGUGGGUUAAGACAUUUACACAAAGUUCACAGCGGUAUCCUGGAUGAUUUACGGCCAAUGUCCCUAUUAAUUGCUGGUCACAGUGGAUCCAGUGGGACGUUAGACUGUUUUUUAAAGAAGCUAGCCAGUGCUUAUACUGAAGCAGAAUACGUUACAAUAAAUGCAAAUGAAUUUACGGAAAAAGUCCAGUUGGAUGAAAUGAUUAAAAAAAGCAUCGGUGACAAUCAGAAGGUUCUUGUGAUAAAGAAUAUCGAGAAGUUAAAUUUUGACUCGGCUACCUUGUUUAUGUCGUAUGCUGAUGAACAUAACGAUGUAGCAUCGUUUCCGCAAUCUACCUUGAUCCUAUCGACGCAACUCCCCGAUACGUACGAUAAAAACACGAAACGACACGAAGCGGAAGAAAAGGUAGCAAGCUUUCUAAAAAACACUGUGUGGAAAGGCAAUGAUAAGAAUUAUGUUGCUGCUCUUUGGACUAGAGUUGGAGACGGUACUGUUGUAAUAAGACCUGAAGAAAACAAUCCAUGUGCUGAAUGAUAGUUUUCAGUUUGUACUUGGUACUAUUAAUGUUUAUUGUCUUGCCCUUUUAACUCUAUUUUGAGGGUAGUUUACAAUAUAUUGUGCGCAAUUAA
Molecule: messenger RNA, 1500 nt
Organism: Hydractinia symbiolongicarpus
Lineage: Eukaryota; Metazoa; Cnidaria; Hydrozoa; Anthoathecata; Hydractiniidae
Exons: 5
Coding region: 413-1405 (330 amino acids)
Biological process (GO): membrane organization
Cellular component (GO): membrane
Molecular function (GO): ATPase activator activity
Source: RefSeq, a predicted model, not a curated record